AUGUUAGCGUUGACCUCAAAAGGAAGAUUGCUUUUUCAACAAGGAACUCGUUUGUGCUCCACAGCUGGCUAUCAGUUUUUGGAUGUCACCACAGAUUCGAAAAAAGGGUAUGGCAUAUUAGAAAUGAAGAAGGGCCGUGUCAACAGUUUGAGUUUAGAAAUGAUAACAGAACUGAACAAUGCAAUAGACAAUCUCGAAAAGGACAAGAAUUGUCGUGGAGUUGUAAUCACUUCAAAAGUACCAGUGUUUAGUGCUGGUCUCGACAUAUUAGAAAUGUACCAGCCUAAGCCUGACAGGUUGCGAGAGUUUUGGAUUAGCUUUCAAGAUUUAAAGUACAAAUUAUUUAGUAGUAGUAUGGUUUUGAUUGCUGCCAUUAAUGGUGCUUGUCCUGCAGGCGGGUGUGCAAUAGCAUUCAGCUGUGAUUAUCGACUAUUGUCAGAUGGAAAGCACAAAAUGGGAUUAAAUGAAACUUUACUCGGGCUUGCUGCUCCUCUUUGGUUAAGCAACUCCAUGAAGCUUCUUGUUGGUCAUCGACAAGCUGAAAAGUUGCUUAGUUUAGGUAUAAUGUGCCCUCCUACUGAAGCUCUUAAAGUUGGCAUGGUUGAUGAAGUAGUAAAACCAGAUGAGUUGAUGAACAAAAGUUUGGCAGAAAUGGAAAAAUGGUUGAAAAUUCCAGAUGUUGGCAGAAUCCAGACAAAAGUUUUAACAAGGAGGAAGUUUCUGCAAGAAUUUCAGGAUGGACGGGAGGAUGAUUUAAACUUUUUUCUUCAAAGUAUUCAGAAUCCUCUGCUCCAAGAACAACUUGGUCAUUACCUAGAAGCAUUGAAAAAGAAAUAA
Molecule: messenger RNA, 837 nt
Organism: Hydractinia symbiolongicarpus
Lineage: Eukaryota; Metazoa; Cnidaria; Hydrozoa; Anthoathecata; Hydractiniidae
Product: enoyl-CoA delta isomerase 1, mitochondrial-like
Exons: 1
Coding region: 1-837 (278 amino acids)
Biological process (GO): fatty acid beta-oxidation
Cellular component (GO): mitochondrion
Molecular function (GO): enoyl-CoA hydratase activity
Source: RefSeq, a predicted model, not a curated record